Miscanthus lutarioriparius is the source of this 411-nucleotide messenger RNA. Lineage: Eukaryota; Viridiplantae; Streptophyta; Magnoliopsida; Poales; Poaceae. The record is from the annotation of a GenBank genome assembly.
AUGAAGACCAAUAGUCAUGAGACAAACAUGAAACAUGAGGUGAAGGUUGUUGCUGAUCAGAGGAUAAAGCACUACAAGGUCAUCUGUUUUCUUGGUGUAGCUUUGAUUACAUGGAUUGACAAGGCAGUACUUCUCAACCGAUUGAAUGAGUACAACAAUGUAGCUGCCCAAGUCUGCAUAAUCUACUUCACAGUAGCUUUAGUUUCCAUGUUGCUGGGGUUGACUGCGUCUUCGUUUCCCGAUUCUGCUCUCUGUGCUAAGACAGUUUCGAGCAAUGGAGCUCUGCAGGCCUUUUUGUUUUUAAACGCAGUUGUGCACUUGCACAAUAUAGACUUAUAUUCAAAAGUUCGGCACCUAGGAGUCUCAUGGAUGCUCACAUCCUUGGUCUUUUGCAUCUACUGGGUAAUGUAA